UUUUCUUCUUUAUUAUACCAUCUCUUUUGUGUUCCUCGCCGAGUUGAAUUGCCCACGAUGUUCAAACUCGUCCGUAGCAAUCCAAUUGCUGCGACUUUCAGAGCCUCUGCAAGGACGCCGAUUCCUAGUCGCUUUGCCCAGCAGCAAAGAAGAAACCUCUCCAUCCAUGAAUACCUCUCCGCAAACCUCCUGAAAACAUAUGGGGUAGGCGUUCCUAAGGGCGAAGUUGCCCGAACCGCAGAGGAAGCAGAAGCUGUAGCCAAACAGAUUGGUGCGGAGGAUCUGGUGAUUAAGGCUCAGGUUCUCGCCGGUGGCCGAGGGAAGGGCACUUUUGAUAAUGGCCUGAAGGGUGGUGUGCGCGUUAUAUAUUCACCGACUGAGGCCAAGAUGUUUGCGGAUCAGAUGAUCGGCCACAAGCUCGUCACUAAACAAACCGGCGCCCAAGGUCGCAUCUGCAAUGCCGUAUAUAUCUGCGAGCGCAAAUUUGCCCGACGAGAAUUCUACCUAGCUAUUCUGAUGGAUAGGCAGACUCAAGCACCAGUCAUCGUUUCUUCAUCACAAGGUGGUGUAGAUAUCGAGACAGUCGCCAAGGAAACGCCCGAUGCCAUCACCACUACCAGUGUCGACAUCAAUGUCGGUGUCACGGAUGAGAUGGCAAGGAAUAUUGCCAAGGACCUGGGAUUUUCGGAACAAUGCUUGGAAGAAGCCAAGAAUACCAUUCAAAAGCUUUACAAAGUCUUCAUGGAGAAGGAUGCCACACAAAUCGAGAUAAACCCUCUUUGUGAGACUACUGAGCAUGAAGUUCUUGCCAUGGAUGCUAAGCUUGGAUUUGAUGAUAAUGCCGAAUUUAGACAAAAGGAAAUUUUCUCAUGGAGAGAUACUACCCAGGAAGACCCGGAUGAGGUCAAGGCUGCGGAAUCUGGAUUGAACUUCAUUAAAUUGGACGGAGAUAUUGGGUGUCUGGUCAACGGCGCUGGCCUUGCAAUGGCAACCAUGGACAUUAUCAAACUCAACGGUGGCAAUCCCGCCAACUUCCUCGACGUUGGUGGCGGUGCUACCCCACAAGCUAUUAGAGCUGCUUUCGAGCUAAUAACCAGCGACCCCAAGGUCACUGCCAUUUUUGUCAACAUUUUCGGUGGUAUCGUUAGAUGUGAUGCCAUCGCUCAAGGUUUGAUCAAUGUUGUUAACGAAAUGAAUCUUCGCACACCGAUUGUCGCACGUUUGCAAGGAACCAACAUGGCUAAAGCGCACGAGCUGAUCAACGAAUCCGGCCUCAAAAUCUUUUCCAUGGAAGAUCUGCAAAAUGCCGCUGAAAAAUCUGUCCAGUUCUCCAAAGUCGUCAAAAUGGCCCGUGAUAUCGACGUGGGCGUAGAGUUCUCGCUUGGUAUUUAAAUGAAAAGCCACAUGGUCUCUGAGUUGUGCUAUUUUCUUUCUUCCAUUCCUCUCCUUUACCGUUAUCUGUCUCCCUUGUUCUUGAUACGCUCCGCGCAUACGUCACCAUGUCUGCAACCCGCCCAACCCCCGGGGAUGUGUAUUUGUAUACGUACGUAUUCAUGAUAACGAUUUCAGCCUCCUGGUUCUCUAAUCAAUACGGUACACACCCACGCGCACACGGUUUCUAGCUGCCUGAUGCAGGAAACCAUGCUCUCGUUUGUGACACUAUGUUUAAAAGAAACUGCAAGUGGUGUUCCUGGGAGUAUGCGACAGCGCGUGCAACUCUGCAUUCUUAACAGUAAACCUCUUUCGACAUCAAGAACAAGGUUAUCCCCUCUUGCAUAACUCUUUGCCGCCUUUCAUUUCUACCUCCUUAAUUUAGAACCCGUGGGAUGCCUAUGUGAGGGGUUCUCUGUUUUUCUGUGUGAUUUUCUGGAUAAAAUAAACUUUUACGGUGCUGUGCAAGCUCCGCACCGCCCACGGCCCUACCCCCUUUUGUGCCGUUGUUGCCAUUGGAUGCCAUUACCCUUUUCUGUUGUACCUUAUUACCUUUUAGAGUUUGUUAUUUUCGCAUAAGUGUACUUAUGUAUUUUCUUAUUUACUGCUUUGCUUGGGCUUAUGUGCAUUCUUGGACCAUGUUCUACUCUUAUUUCCCCUUUCUACUCAAUGUAGAGUGGACUGGCUAGUUGAAAUAUCAUCAUUGUACAUUUCUAGAAUC
Messenger RNA from Histoplasma capsulatum G186AR, 2152 nucleotides. Its product is annotated as succinyl-CoA ligase beta-chain. Gene Ontology annotation, molecular function: ATP binding; metal ion binding; succinate-CoA ligase (ADP-forming) activity. The record is from RefSeq and is a predicted model, not a curated record. Gene Ontology annotation, cellular component: succinate-CoA ligase complex; mitochondrion. The transcript is spliced from 8 exons. NCBI's taxonomy places the organism in Eukaryota, Fungi, Ascomycota, Eurotiomycetes, Onygenales, Ajellomycetaceae. Bases 58 to 1392 code for a protein of 444 amino acids. Gene Ontology annotation, biological process: succinyl-CoA metabolic process; tricarboxylic acid cycle.